Molecule: messenger RNA, 2138 nt
Organism: Morone saxatilis (striped sea-bass)
Lineage: Eukaryota; Metazoa; Chordata; Actinopteri; Moronidae
Product: myelin and lymphocyte protein-like
Exons: 4
Coding region: 51-512 (153 amino acids)
Biological process (GO): myelination
Cellular component (GO): membrane
Molecular function (GO): structural constituent of myelin sheath
Source: RefSeq, a predicted model, not a curated record
GGCAGGUCACUUGCUGUUGACUCAGCACCGGGAGAAGGAAACAGGCAGAGAUGGCUGCAACUACUGCUCAGCCUAUGGGGAGCCUGCCCAGCGGACUGGGGAUAUGCACCACGGCCCCGGAUAUAUUUUACCUGCCUGAACUGGUUUUUGGUGGUUUGGUGUGGAUCCUGGUGGCGUCGACCCAUGUGAACCCACCGAACCCUCUGGGCUGGGUGAUGUUUGUUUCUGUCUUCUGCUUUGUCAUGACCUUCCUCUGGAUGAUCAUCUUCGCUGCUGGAGGUCAUAAGAACAGCUCUGGCUGGGCUGCUGCUGACUUUGCGUACCACGGCCUGGCAGCGUUCUUCUACCUCAGUGCUGGGGUGGACAUGGCUUAUAUCACCUUUCAGAAGAAAUCAGCAGGUGAUUUCAGAAUCUACCAGAUUGACAUCGCUGCUGUGGUGUUUGCCUACGUGGCCACACUCCUCUACUUCAUUCACACCAUCCUUUCCUCCAUCCGAUGGAAAAACUUCUGAAGAGCGACGCUGAAUCACGCCUGUGUGUCCCAGCAGUACUGUGCAUCCUGUGUGUAUGUGUGUGUGUGUGUGUGAGAGACAUCAACCUGGUCAGAUUCAUGAUGAAUGUUUUAAGCAUCAUUUUGGGCCAUUUAACAAUAUUAAGCGAAGGUUGAGUGGGAGGGGAUUUAUGAAGACGCAUCAUAAAAUGAAAUGAAAGCAUGAAUAAUGAAAGAAAAUGAAGAGUUGUACCCUAGAAAUAUAUGUUCCUAUGAAAACUGUCACUCAUCAUACAGAUGUCUUUUUUUUACCACAUCAUUUUUAGCCACAUUUAUUACGUAAGAGAAGGUUUGAUUUUAUAAUCUUUUUAGAGAACCAUGGAAUGUGCUGUAAAUGUAAUUAUAGUAGGCUGAGAUGUCAUUAAAAAAGAUAGUCAACGUACAAAAUUAUCACCAGCAUUAAAUUAAAUCUUGUAUUUUUAUGUUUUUUCUCAUAUUAGCAUCCCUGUUGAGCCUUGAACAUAUGUUCUGAUGGAUUAUGCUGCAGCAUAUUGCGUGUAUUUUAAAAAACAAUCAAAAAAGCAAAAGAAAAGAGAGCAGAGAAACAAGAAAGCAGAGAAAAUAGGCUAAUGGCACUCAGGUGGAUGGAGAAUAUGAAAUGAAACUGAACAAGAAGUUGUUUGCAUGGCCAGAGACGAUAUGAAGUUAUAUGAACAGCAGUUUGCAUAUAUGUUUUUUUGCUUUCUUGCAGAGUUGCAGAAUACUGCUCUCAUGUCUGUCCCUUGAAUAUGAAGCUAGAGCCAGCGGCUGGUUAGCUUAGCUUAGCACAAAGACUGGAAACAGGGAGAAACAGUUAGCAGGACUCAAAAGUAACAGCCUAUAGAGGCAGCCUACCAGCACCUUUAAAGUUCAGGAAUUAACAUCUUGUUUGUUAAAUGCAUAAAACCGCAAUUCCUGCAGCUUUCACUUGAUGCCUGUUAUCCUAACGGUAAAUUCCUGCUCACAGCCGAGAAACGGUUCCGCCCUAAAAGCUCCAUAAAACCCACAAAUGAGCUUUACAGGUGCUGGUCGGUGGAUUUUUGUUGUCUUUGGACAGAAACUGGCUAGCUGUUUCUGCUUGCUUCCAGUCUUCAUGCCAAUUGCCUUUAAUUGAGAGUGACAGCAAAAGGGGGGAGAAAGAGAGGGGAUGACUCGCAGCCGAAGGCCACAGGUCAGAGUUGAACCCAUGGCUGCUGCAGCAAGGGAUUAGACUUGGUACAUAGGGUGCCAGCUCUACCAGGUGAGCUAUCCAGAUACCACUGCAGCUUCAUAUUUAAUGUACCAAGAGAGUAGUAUCAAUCUUCUCAUCUACUCAUGAAAGUAAAUAAGUAUAUUUCCCAAAUUGUCAAGUAUUGGUUGAAAGUGAAUACAGUGAAUACAUUUUUACCUUUAUUACAUGGUAUGUUCUUAAAUCCAAACAGUUGCCUCUUGCUGCCAUCGGAGCCAUAUUCCUUCCCUGAUCAGACUGACAGAUGUUUGUUGUAAGUUGUAAAAUACUGCAAAUUAUUUGUUCUUUGUCAUCAAUCAUCAGUACAUAAAGGAUGGUGAAUUGUAUGUUUUAGGUGUAAGACCUCUGGCUGAAAUUUGUAUAGUUUUGCAAGUUUGUGUU